CGGAAAUGAGGUCAGAGAGGGAAGCCCCGGCGGGGAGACUGGGCCCCAAAAGCCGCGGCCGUCGGAGGUGGCUGCGGCAGCGGAUGUGGCCUCAUGGAUGAGCUGGUACAUGACUUAGCCUCAGCCUUGGAGCAGACAUCUGAGCAGAAUAAGCUUGGUGAGCUGUGGGAGGAGAUGGCGCUGAGCCCUCGGCAGCAGAGGCGGCAGCUUCGCAAACGGAGAGGCCGGAAGCGCCGUUCAGACUUCACUCACCUGGCAGAGCAUACCUGCUGCUACAGUGAGGCCUCUGAGUCAAGUCUGGAUGAGGCCAUCAAGGACUGUCGAGAAAUGGCCCCAGUCACCAAUUUCAGUGACUCUGAUGACACUAUGGUAGCCAAACGGCACCCAGCUCUUAACGCCAUUGUUAAGAGUAAGCAACAUUCUUGGCAUGAAUCUGACUCCUUUACUGAAAACGCGCCUUGUCGACCGCUCAGGCGCCGGCGGAAGGUGAAGCGCGUAACAUCAGAGGUGGCUGCCAGCCUUCAGCAGAAGCUCAAGGUGUCAGAUUGGAGCUAUGAGAGAGGCUGCAGGUUCAAGUCUGCUAAGAAGCAGCGUCUGUCCCGCUGGAAGGAGAAUACUCCCUGGACCUCAUCAGGUCACGGGUUGUGUGAAGCAGCAGAAAAUAGGACUUUCCUAAGCAAAACGGGAAGGAAAGAAAGGAUGGAGUGUGAAGCAGAUGAACAAAAACAGGGCUCUGAUGAGAAUAUGUCAGAAUGUGAAACCAGCAGUGUGUGUAGCAGCAGUGACACAGGGCUCUUUACCAACGAUGAAGGACGGCAAGGGGAUGACGAGCAGAGUGAUUGGUUCUAUGAAGGAGAAUGUGUCCCAGGAUUCACUGUCCCUAAUCUUCUGCCCAAGUGGGCUCCUGACCAUUGCUCUGAAGUAGAGAGAAUGGAUUCUGGACUGGAUAAACUUUCAGAUUCCACAUUCCUUUUACCUUCUCGGCCAGCUCAAAGAGGGUACCAUGCUCGCUUUAAUCGUCUGCCUGGAGCUGCAGCUCGAUGCCUCAGAAAGGGGCGAAGAAGGCUUGUUGGGAAGGAGUCCAGCAUGAGUAAUUUGGGAACUGAGAGGAUAGGCCACCUCAUUAGUGACCCUCGGCAGAAAGAAAAGAAUAAAGCGUUGGCUUCUGAUUUUCCUCACAUUUCUGCUUGUGCACAUGAGUUUAAUCCUCUUUCUCCCCUUUACUCCCUGGAUGUUCUUGCUGAUGCUUCUCACCGAAGAUGUUCACCAGCACACUGCUCUGCCAGACAGGCAAACAUACACCUGGGACCGCCAUGUUCACGUGACAUCAAGAGGAAACGGAAACCUGUGGCUACAGCAUCUCUGUCCAGCCCAAGUGCCAGUAAUUAUAUAUUUCACAUGGAUGCAGCGGAGCCAACCAUACCAGCAUCACAGGCCCCCAAAUCUCCAAACUCUGAGUGGUUGGUCAGGACCUCUGCUGCAGAGAAAACCACUGACUCAACUGCAGCUACAUUUUUUAAAAUGCCACAAGAAAAGAGCCCUGGAUACAGCUAGACAGCAGAAUUUCACCCACCAAGAGACGACUGGAUGUUGUUGAAACAAAUAUUAGACUUUGUAUUAUAUUGUCUUGCAUAUCUUAAUUGACAUUCCCAGUCCUUUCGCCACCAGGACUGACUCCUCUUCAAAGAAGUGGACUCUUUCUCUUAGAAAAUUAUAUUGUGAAAAUCUUUUUCUUUUUUUUAAUUGUAAAAUAUUAGGACAGCAAUUUUUUUAAAAAAGGUCAUCCUAUGCUAUAUUUGUUACAUUGCUAUUGCUGUCCCAACAGUUACCUACAGCUCUGUUUACAGAGCUGUUGCUCUUUUGCAGGUAUGUCUUUUUUCUUGAAGAACUAGUAACUGCUUUUGCAUAUUUUUUGUGUAGAGCUUUUAAUACCAUUUGAGGAAGUUCCAAAUUUGCAGCCAGUUCCAGACAAAGUUAAACACAGAUUUAAGAUCUGUGUGUGGAAUUGUUUGCAGGAGAUAAGGCUUGCCUUUGAGCAUGGUCUUGAUUCAAGCAGAGUGCCAAUAAGAUAAAUCCACCAAGUACUCAAUUUGGAGCUUCAGAAGAGACUACCAGCAGCAUGGGCCUUGGAAACUUACUCCAUUUUUCUAGAUGGCCUGUUGGAAUCGCCAGCAGCUGCAUUGUACUUUGCCUCAUCUCCAAAGUCUGUGUUCUACUGAAAGAGGACCUAUAUAUAUACACAUACAGAUUGGUGUCAUGAAGAAGGUGCUUUAGGUGUACAGCAAAUUUAAAAUAGUGGAUUGUGUCUUAAUACUUCAUGUUGCGGUGUAAGCCUUUAUGUACUAAACAAGACUUUUAUCGUUAGUAUUAUAGGUCAAUAACCUGUAGCAGAAAUUCAUACUCUAUUAUAAUAAUGGCUUUUUGAGGCCAUACUUUGGGGAGGAAGAAUGUCUUUUUGACAUGCCUUUAUACUUGGUAUGUUUAUGACGGCUCAGCUGCAUGAAGAGUUAUAUAUACAGCCAUGCCUCAAGUUGGAUGCUCCUUUGUCAAAAUGAGGAAUAAGUGACUGCCUAGAGCUUCUGAAGAAAAGCCACCCUUUCUAAAAAAAGUAUUAUCAAGAGUGUCUGUCGUUGAGGGACCUGGUUGGCAGAAGGGCUCUUUUUUGUACAAAUUGAAUGCUUUUACUCUGAGAUACACAGAAGCCGUUCUCAAGUGUCCGCUGCUCUUGUGACAUUCUAGAGGAACUCCCACCCCUGCACCUGGUAGGACAGAGCCUCCUUUCCCUGAAGCGCAGUUGUCCUUCUUUCUCACACAGAAUUUAAUGGUGGGCUGCUCUGUCGUAUUCCUUUAAAAAUUGUUGUCCUUAUCAGUGGUAGCUCCAGAAUGUCCUUGUCAGUGGGGUGGGUGUGAAUCUGGUGGGAAAGGGGAACUGGAAGCUAAGUUUACAUAGUACUUUAUGUAAGACUGAGAACAUGGCAGUUGUCCACAACAAGGAACAUGGUGGAGGGAGGGGCGGGUGGAGAUUAUGGCGUGAGAAGUAGUGCUAAAGCCAGCCCAGCAUCCCUGGGAGCCACCCAGGUUCUUGUGCAGUAGCGAGUGUACUUCCCUUCCUAUGGCUGUACCCAUAGCAGAAUAGAAAACAUAAUGUCUGUUGAAUAUAAAGUGGUUCUACUCAGUUGUUUUAGUGAUGAAGGUAUCUUUUUGUUGUAAUAUGUGCACUAGUCCCUAUAGUGUCCCGAGGCAUUCAUUUCUAACAUAAUUUGUUGGAUUUAAGGGAGAAAUUCAUGAACAUAAUAAUUUUAUUUUCUUUGCACUAAGCUCCAUGGCUCAUUCAAAGAUCAGUCCUGUGAUCAUGGCCUGUUAAGACCUCUGUAGGUCGGGUAACAUCUUUUUCUUCAUGACAUGUAGCCUAAUAAUUCUCCUUUCUACCUGCGAUUAAAAAUCACUUAUAUGUACAACUUUAUUUACAUUUUAAACAUCUAUGAUGUAAAGGCAGGUGAUUGCUACCAUUUUAUAGAGUCAAGAACAGUCUUAGUGACUUGCCCCAAAUCUCAUAAUCAAGUCAAGACUAAAAUCCCAGACUUACAGACUUUCUUGGCCCUGGGUUAUAGUCUUUUGAUUGUCACUGAUAGACCUGAGUCACUCUGAGACUCAUAUUUUUGAAACAGUAACUCUGAGACUCAUAUUUUUGAAACAGUAUGCCAGACAAACAGCAUGUUUAUCAUCUUUCUUGAUCAAGCUUUCCUACAUAUUUUGAAUACUUUCAACAGGGAGCAACCCAAAAUGCCAUAUCUGUAAUAAGUAGGAGAGAAAAUUAAUUGCCUAAGAGAAUAGCCAUUAAGCACACAAAUAUUUUUCCAAUACAGGGUUGUAAAUUGUGCUCCUUAUUUUAAGCUGCUGCAUGAGCAUGCUUACAGAAUUAUUCACCGACUUA
This is a messenger RNA of Eubalaena glacialis (North Atlantic right whale), 3934 nucleotides long. It is a transcript of the gene GPATCH2L, whose product is annotated as G-patch domain containing 2 like. The coding region runs from base 94 to 1554 and encodes 486 amino acids. The transcript has 10 exons. The record is from RefSeq and is a predicted model, not a curated record. NCBI's taxonomy places the organism in Eukaryota, Metazoa, Chordata, Mammalia, Artiodactyla, Balaenidae.